UCGUCAUUAGUCGGGUUAGAUUAAGCGUGACAGUUUUGCACCUGGACAUUGUUUGUUGGAAUGGUUUUGGAAGUGAUUAGGGCCCCCCUCGCGGUUGCCGCGCGGGCCGCAGCGGGAAGCACUCGGAACGACGCGGAUGAGGAGGCUCGCUGGAGGCUGGCCGCUGCCUCACCUCACACCAACACUUGAUGGUCAGACGCCGCGAGAGUCGGCCGCGCUCCAUUGUUCGUUGUCGCUACCGAUUGUUACCGCGAACUCACGCACGCAUCCGCGGCAAGUGAUCUAUUGAAGCUCGAAUUGUAGUGGCAGUGAAUAUCGAAUGAACCAGUGUGAAGCGUGUAUCGCUUAGUGCAAAAUGGUGCCGAGUGUCAGAUUCCUCAUUGUUUGCAGUUUUAUUAUCUCCAGAGUGUACUCGGCGUCUCAGCACUUGGACUCGGCGGAGUACUCGGAGUCGACGGAGGUGUCGGUGGUGUCGGUGUCGUCGUCCGCGUCGUCCGAGCUGCACGAGGGCUCUGGGGACGACCCGCCUGAUCCAAUACCUUUGAAUAACAAUAAGAAUGAAACGAGAGAGGCCUUAAAAAGUGACGGAAGUGAGCAGGAUCCGGUGGUGUUCCUAUCAGAGAAGAACAGCUACAUUCCGGUGAGCAUCAAGCCGCGCUCGCCGGCGGUGGACACAGCGUGGCGGGAGCCGCCCGCCUGGGAGCGCGAGUACCGCAGGCACAGGACCAAUGGCAGUAGAGUGCAGUAUAUUGAAGCGGAGUGUCAAGAUGACUUCAUGAAGAUCAGAGUCGGUUUCAAUGGAUCAUUCGCCGGACUUGUUUAUUCAGCAGGCUACUCCUACGAUCCGGAUUGUAUGUACAUAAACGGCACAGGACGAGACUACUACGAGUUUUACAUCCAGUUGAACAGAUGCGGAACUCUUGGCAGGAAUGGGCAACACGACGACAGCAGAAAACAUCCAACUAAGAAUCUGAUGUGGAACACUAUAACGGUGCAGUACAACUCUCUCAUCGAGGAGGAACUGGACGAACACUUCAAGGUCACCUGCGAGUAUGGAUACGACUUCUGGAAGACUGUUACAUUCCCUUUUCUGGACGUCGAGGUGGCGACUGGAAACCCAGUGGUGUUCACUCUGCAGCCACCUGAGUGCUACAUGGAGAUCCGCUCGGGGUACGGAGCGAAUGGGGCGCGGGUGUCUGGGCCAGUGCGCGUCGGGGACCCUCUCACUCUGCUCAUCUACAUGAGAAGCGCUUACGAUGGCUUUGAUAUUGUGGUCAACGACUGUUUCGCUCACAACGGAGCGACCAAGCGAAUACAACUUAUAGACGAAUAUGGAUGUCCUGUAGAUGACAAGCUGAUCUCUCGUUUCCGCGGCUCAUGGUCGGAGUCCGGAGUGUUCGAGACUCAAGUGUACGCGUACAUGAAGACCUUUCGGUUCACUGGAUCUCCUGCACUCUAUAUAGAAUGCGACGUCAGGAUGUGUCACGGAAGAUGUCCGUCUCAACCAUGUCACUGGCGCAACAUGAAGAGCGUGAAGCGUCGGUCGAUAGACAGCAAGGCGGGCUUGGACCCGGCGACCAGUGUGGCCCCGCGCCUCUCCGAGAACAUCUCGCUGUUCCAGUCGCUCAGGGUACUGCAGGAGGGCGAGGAGGACCCCGAGUUAGCUGCUAGCACAGGUACACCAGAAGGUCAGACUUGUAUGAAGACAUCAGCUCUGUCAGCCAUAAUGGUCUCGUGUGGACUGCUGAUCGCGGCGCUGUGCGGCGGCGUGCUGGCGGCCGCGCGCGGCUUCAGGCGCGGCGAGGGACGGACGCCGCAUCACGCGUAUGUCCCACACAAAGGCAGAAUCAAAUAAAUAGACUCCUUUCUUAAACUAUAAAUACUUUAAAAUGAUAUGGGGAAAGAGAUAUAUACCAGUGUUGUAAAGCUGCAUCUUUGUCUCGAAUAAUUAUGUUUUAAAAAGUCGUUGUUUGAGAGCGAACCUGUCUUGAGGCUAAACAGUUGAUAAUACAGCCUACUGCCAGAUUAAGCAAAUGUGACUACGUACCACACAUAAAAUCAAACUGUAUUGAAUGAAACUCAGUAUUAAAUUUAAGAGAUUGAUUUCUUUUUUUCGGCUUCAUGAAUUUAAUAUUGCCUAAUGGGGUAAAAGUAUUGAAUAUCUCAAACGAUUUCCGUUCACAGACUACAAAUGAUAAUUGUGACUGCUAGAUUAUCAUUGAACGCGUUUACAUAAAAAACUCAUUGCAAAUACCAGUUGAUUUGUUGAAGUUUAGUAUCUAAGCGUGGUUUAUAAGUGCUAGACUGCUAAUAGAAAUAAGUUUAAUAUACAGAUAGAUGUAUUAAAAUCAUAGAAUAAAACUAGAUUCGAAGUCAGCGACGUGGCUUCAAACAAAAGACAAUCUACUUUUGUUUUAAAUAAAUAUAUGCUUCUAUUUAAUUUACAAAGUUAAUGAUACGCAAUCUGUAUAUGGUGCCUUUACAAAAAAAGUCGAAUGACUUAAAAUAAAAUAAAUUUAAGCAUAGUGUUAGUAACAUUAAGAUGUAAGUUUGUUUCUAAGUUAAUUUAUACUCGUUGUAAUACUCAGACAAAUUGCGAGGAUCUGUAUUUUAUAAAAAAUAUACCUCCUCCAUUUGUCUCGCACUAUUUAUGUAUGCAGUUCUCAAAGUUGUGAUAAAAUAAGUAUUAAAUAGAAUUAAAUACGUAGUGUAACAACG
Messenger RNA from Trichoplusia ni (cabbage looper), 2718 nucleotides. RefSeq lists its product as uncharacterized. NCBI's taxonomy places the organism in Eukaryota, Metazoa, Arthropoda, Insecta, Lepidoptera, Noctuidae. The record is from RefSeq and is a predicted model, not a curated record. The transcript is spliced from 13 exons. Bases 356 to 1855 code for a protein of 499 amino acids.